AUGCCAGCAGACAGAGGUCAGGCUGCAGACCCUGUGCUCUCCUACGGGAUGAAGCUCAAGUGGGACAUCAAUGAUCCGCAGAUGCCUCAGGAACCAACCCACUUUGACCGCUUCCAGGAGUGGCCUGAUGGUUAUGUGCGCCUCAUCUACAGCAGCCAGGAGAAGAAGGCUCAGCGCCACCUGAGCGGCUGGGCCAUGCGCAACACCAACAACCACAAUGGCCACAUCCUCAAGAAGUCCUGCCUGGGCGUGGUGGUGUGCGCACGCGCCUGCGCGCUGCAGGACGGCUCGCACCUGCAGCUGAGGCCAGCCAUCUGCGACAAGGCCCGACUGAAACAACAGAAGAAAGCUUGUCCCAACUGUCAUUCAGCUUUGGAGUUGGUUCCUUGCCGAGGACAGAGUGGAUACCCCGUCACCAACUUUUGGCGACUUGAUGGCAACGCAAUAUUUUUUCAGGCCAAAGGAGUUCAUGAUCAUCCCAGACCAGAGAGUAAGGCAGAGACAGAAGGCAGAAGAAGUGCCCUCAAGAGACAGAUGGCCUCUUUUUACCAACCCCUGAAAAGGAGAUCUGCAGAGCCUGAGGCAGGAAGUGCUCAGGACAGCUGUGGACACCUCAAUAGCAUGUCUGCCCUGGAACCCACAGAACUGUUUGAUAUGACUGCUGAUACCGGCUUCCCUGUCAUGGGACAGCCCUGCCCUUCCAUUCCAAACUCUGACAUUCACAGUGUUCCCUGUGACCUGGCCACCUUUCAAGGAGAUGUAAUGCUGCCAUUUCAGAAAUAUUCAAGUCCAAACAUCUAUUUUCCCAGGCCCCCUUGGAGCUAUGAAUUGGCAGGUCCUGGGGUUACGGGUUCAAGUUCAUAUCCCAUCCUGUAUAGAGAGUCCUCCAGUAUCCCUGAUGACACAGACUGGGUCCAUCUAAACUCACUCCAGUAUAAUGUCAGCUCAUAUGAGGCAAGCUUGGAUUUCACAGCCAAAUAUCAUGGCUGGAAACCUACGCACGGGAAACCCAGCCUUGAGGAGAGGGUUGAUUACGGGCAAUGCCAGGCUGUGACCACAUGCCCUUACUACAACCCAGAGCUGCCCUGCAGGUACCUGCCGACCCCAUCAGCAGGUACCCAGGCCCUGCAGACAGUGAUCACCACCACAGUGGCUUACCAGGCCUACCAGCACCCUGCUCUGAAACACGGUGACGGAAUGCAGGAGGUUAGCAGCCUGGCCAGCUGCACCUGUGCUUCUGAAAACCUCCCAAGGCUCAUCUGUCCACAAGCCUUAGCCUCUCCGGAAGGAGACAUUCAGGCAGCCUCUCCUUCAGGGAGAACUCGUGUGAAGGUCUCUGGAGAUUGCCAGGGCGCCAGACCCACUGUGGCUUUUCCUCAAGAGACAGAUGCCUCCAGGACAGAUGGAGCAGAGGCAUGGGAUGUGUGUCUAUCUGGGGUGGGCUCUGUGAUGGGUUACUUGGAGAGGACAGGGCAGCCCUUCAGCUUUGACAAUGAGGACUUGUAG
Molecule: messenger RNA, 1506 nt
Organism: Psammomys obesus (fat sand rat)
Lineage: Eukaryota; Metazoa; Chordata; Mammalia; Rodentia; Muridae
Gene: Gcm2
Product: glial cells missing transcription factor 2
Exons: 5
Coding region: 1-1506 (501 amino acids)
Biological process (GO): regulation of transcription by RNA polymerase II; gliogenesis
Cellular component (GO): nucleus
Molecular function (GO): RNA polymerase II cis-regulatory region sequence-specific DNA binding; DNA-binding transcription activator activity, RNA polymerase II-specific
Source: RefSeq, a predicted model, not a curated record